AUGCCUUUGUAUGAGUUAUACCGUCUGGCUAGAGAGAAGCUUGGUAGAGAGAAUAACAGCACACGUGCAUCUGAUCAAUGUUCUUCGCCUGAGAAUGAUUUUUUUGAGCUAGUUUGGGAGAAUGGUCAGAUUUCAAGUCAGGGUCAGGCUAGUAGAGUUAGAACGAGCCCAUCUUGCAGGAGUUUGCCAUCUCACUGCUUACCAUCUCACAGUCCCAAGGGCAGAGAGAAAGAUGUUGGAUAUGGUGCCAACCGGAUGGGAAAAUCUAGGGAUUUAGACUCUGGAUUGAAUGAAAUUUCAAUGUCGGUGCCGUCCCGUGAAGUUGAUUUCUGUCAAGACGAAGAUGUGUUACCUUGGUUUGAUUACACAAUGGAUGGUUCUUUGCAACAUGACUAUGGUUCUGAUUUCCUACCUGCCUCAACUAGUUUUACUGUAUUGGAUAAAAAAAGUAAUGGCAAUAUGGCUUUGAGGGAUUCUCAUAAAACUUCUGUAGAACAAGGAAACGUUUUCAAGGCUUCUUCAGCUGAACAGGUUGAGACUGCCGGACCUAAAGCUAGCACCAGUCAGUUAUACCCUCCAUCAUUGCAUCAUUGUCAAGUAUCUUCUAGAUCCAGAGCAUCAGAUAUAACUGAAAAUAACAAUACUAGUAAUGCAAAUCAGGAUGCGUCUUAUGGCGAAAUUACUCGUUUUCUAUCUUCCUCAAGUGAUUUUUGUAGCUCAAAGGGGCAGACGCAAGAUCCACCUAUGCCUGGCAAUGGUUCCAGUUCCACCAUAAUGAAUUUCUCCCAUUUUGCAAGGCCUGCUGCUAUGGUAAGAGCUAAUCUUCAGAACAUUGGCUUGAAGUCUGGUUUGGCUUCAGCAAGAUCAGACAGUAUUGAAAUUAAGAAUAAAGGUGCAGCUGCAACUAGCAGCAUUCGUCCUGAAUCCAUUCUUGUUGAUUCAACUGGUGAAUGUUCGAAGGAACUGACCAUGCACUGUCAGCAGGUUGUGGACCAAUCCAAGACUGAUUUGAACUCUUUGCCGCAGAAAUCUGUUCAACAGAACGGUGUGCCUUCUAAGCAGUCAGAGCCUGCUUGUAAAGAGAGUUCCACCAAGAUUGAUCAAAUUCCCGAUCAAGUUCUUGGUGACAGUUGUGCUAAAGGGCAGACAACUACUGAAAAAAGCAUGGAGCCAGCAGUAGCCUCUUCCUCUGUUUGCUCUGGCAAUGGUGCAGACAGAGUUUCUGAUGAGCCAAAUCAAAAUUUGAAGCGAAAAAGAAAAGACACCGAUGAGUCUGAGUGCCAUAGUGAACAGACAUUUUACAUGAAGGAUGUUGAAGAAGAAUCAGCGGGUGUUAAAAAGGCACCUGGUGGGCGCGGAGGUGCAGGUUCCAAGAGAACCCGUGCAGCUGAAGUGCAUAAUCUAUCUGAAAGGAGGCGAAGAGACAGGAUUAACGAGAAGAUGCGUGCAUUACAAGAACUCAUACCAAAUUGCAAUAAGGUGGAUAAAGCGUCAAUGCUGGACGAGGCAAUUGAGUAUCUUAAAACACUUCAGCUCCAAGUUCAAAUUAUGUCAAUGGGAGCUGGUUUAUAUAUGCCACCAAUGAUGUUACCCGCAGGAAUGCAGCACAUGCAUGCACCACACAUGGCUCCAUUUUCACCUAUGGGUGUUGGCAUGCAUAUGGGAUAUGGUAUGGGUUAUGGGAUGGGAAUGCCUGACAUGAAUGGUGGACCCUCAAGAAUUCCUAUGAUUCAGGUGCCCCAAAUGCAAGGAAGUCAUAUUCCUGCUGCCCAUAUGUCCGCACCUACUGCUUUUCAUGGGAUGGUUAGAUCAAAUCUUCCAGGGUUUGGGCUUCCUGGACAAGGGCAUCCAAUGCCAAUGCCGCGAGCUCCUGCGUUUCCUUUCUCAGGAGGACCUAUCAUGAAUUCACCAGCUUUGGGACUACAUGCCUGUGGAUCAUCAGGACUUGUUGAAACCGUGGAUUCAGCUUCUGCAUCUGGCUUAAAGAAUCAAAUGCCAAAUGUUGACCCACAAGUUAAGCAAAACACUGGUGGCCCUGACUCAACAAGUCAGAUGCCUACACAGAGUGAAGCAGCUGUUGUUGGAUUUGAGCAAUCUGCUUUGGUUCCUAGUGGCGUUCGUACCUCUGAGGCUAAUGACAAAGUAGCUGUUAAUUCUGGUCCCAGCAGAUAA
Molecule: messenger RNA, 2172 nt
Organism: Sphenostylis stenocarpa
Lineage: Eukaryota; Viridiplantae; Streptophyta; Magnoliopsida; Fabales; Fabaceae
Source: the annotation of a GenBank genome assembly